Poecile atricapillus (Black-capped chickadee) is the source of this 851-nucleotide messenger RNA. It is a transcript of the gene ATP1B2, whose product is annotated as ATPase Na+/K+ transporting subunit beta 2. Gene Ontology annotation, molecular function: ATPase activator activity. Gene Ontology annotation, cellular component: sodium:potassium-exchanging ATPase complex. NCBI's taxonomy places the organism in Eukaryota, Metazoa, Chordata, Aves, Passeriformes, Paridae. The record is from RefSeq and is a predicted model, not a curated record. Gene Ontology annotation, biological process: intracellular potassium ion homeostasis; intracellular sodium ion homeostasis; potassium ion import across plasma membrane.
GGCUGAUCCUGCUGUUCUACCUGGUGUUUUACGGGUUCCUGGCCGGGCUCUUCGCCCUCACCAUGUGGGUGAUGCUGCAGAGCGUCGACCCCACGUGCCCAAAGUACCAGGACCGGCUGCUGACCCCCGGUGACCUUUGUGUCACCCCCCCCGUGCCCCCUCCCGCUGUCCCAUCCCCCCCCGGGACCACCCUGACCCCGAUGGCUGUGAUCCGUCCCUGUGCCGAGGGUCUCGAUGUCACCUUCAACGUGAGCCAGAGCCAGACCUGGCACCAGUACGUGAGAGCCCUGCACCAGUUCCUGGAGCCGUACAACGACAGCGUCCAGGCCGCCCGUAACGCCGCCUGUCCGGCCGGGCGCUACAACGAACAGCCGGACGACAGCGUCCCCAACUACCCCAAACGCGCCUGUCGCUUCAACCGCUCCCUGCUCGGACCCUGCGCCGGCCUCGGCCCCCACGGCGACUACGGCUACGGCUCCGGCCAGCCCUGCGUGCUCGUCAAGGUCAACCGGGUCAUCAACUUCUCCGGGAAGAACAAGAGCAUCAACAUCGUCUGCGCCGCCAAGCGUGAGGAGGACGCGGCUCUGCUGGGCCCAAUGCAGCUCUUCCCCCCCAACGGCUCCAUCGACCUCAUGUACUUCCCCUACUACGGGAAACGAGUCCACGUGAAUUACACCCAGCCCGUGGUGGCCGUGCAGUUUUCCAACGCCACGGCCAACGUGGAUCACCACGUGGAAUGUCGGCUCAACGCCGCCGGGCUCCGCACCGACGACGAGCGCGACAAAUUCGCCGGGCGCGUCGCCUUCCGCCUCCGGAUCAACCGCGACUGACCCCGCCCGGACCCCCCCGUA